This is a messenger RNA of Bactrocera latifrons, 5304 nucleotides long. It is a transcript of the gene Ent3, whose product is annotated as equilibrative nucleoside transporter 4. Gene Ontology annotation, biological process: nucleoside transmembrane transport. Gene Ontology annotation, molecular function: monoamine transmembrane transporter activity; nucleoside transmembrane transporter activity. Gene Ontology annotation, cellular component: plasma membrane. Bases 847 to 2862 code for a protein of 671 amino acids. The record is from RefSeq and is a predicted model, not a curated record. The transcript is spliced from 4 exons. NCBI's taxonomy places the organism in Eukaryota, Metazoa, Arthropoda, Insecta, Diptera, Tephritidae.
ACAAAACUGUUCGCGCUGCUUGAAACACUUCAUAAAAUUCAGUGAUAAAGCAUAAUUAAUAAACGGAUAGUAGUAAUUAAGUAAUAGACUAGUUUUUAAGUGAAAGUUUAGGCUUGUCUCUGAAGCGUAGUGAGGAAAAUACACAACGCUCUGCCAGCAGACAUAAAAAUGUUGUGAAGCUUAUGUUGGAGGAAAAAUCGAAAUUGUGGUAAACAUUGUGAAGGAAUGUGCAAAAUGUAAGGAGAUUUGUUAUGGAAGUAUUCCUUAAUAAAUGUUUUGCCAAUUCAGAAAAUUUCGGCUCCGAAAGGCAGUGAAGUUUUGCGAAUUUUGUUAGUGAAAUUUUGGGCAUUUUGGGGUGUGUAGGGCUUGAGUAGUAAAAGUGUUGACGCUGCCUUUUCUUUAUCGAUUAAAGCCGCGCAAGUUGUUGCUGGCUUUUUACUUAAGCUGUCAACAAUUGCGACACUCAUAAGUGAUUACGUGGAAGCGCUUUUACAGUGCGGAAUCGCGAAAUGAAAAGAGUUGCGGAAAAUAGAGUUACUCUUCUUCGGUAAAUUUGUACUAACUAUAACGGUAAUAAAAACACGUUACUCGAUGUUGUGAUUUCACGAGAAAUUGCGAAAGCAAAAACAUUUCUAGUUUUGACUUAAAAAAAAUCGGCAUUUCGCUUAAGUAAAUUUCCUCGCCUGCGCGCCGCAAAGUAGACUAAACUAUUUGCAUUUGUGCUGCGGGCAGCGAAUGUGUCCCUUAUUGCAACAAAGACAACAAUUUCGCAUUGAAUCGUCUAUCCACUGAUUAUCAAGAACAUUUGUACACCUUGAGAGUGCAUAGAAUUGUUAAAAAGCGGAAAUGGAAUCCGCGCAGGCAACAACUUAUGAACCGUUAGAAGGUCGCGGCGCCGGCAUACGGCAUGAGCCCAUGGACAGUCCGGAGGCGGACGUACGCGCACCCAAAGAUCACAAACAUUCCGUGUAUGUAGCAUUGUUGGCCGCUGGUAUUGGCUUUGUGUUGCCCUAUAACAGUUUUAUCAUCGCUGCCGACUACUGGCAGGCACGCUUCCCCGGGCGCUCCGUGGCAUUGGACAUGUCCAUGACGUAUAUAAUUGUCGCCUUUGCCACUGUUCUACUCAAUAACGUUUUUCUAUCGCUGGCGCCAUUUCGCGUGCGUAUUCUUUUCGGCUACGUGGUGUCCUUUACCACACUCAUCUUUGUGGCCGUCUGUGAGGUUGCAUUUCAUAUGUUCGCCGCCAAUACGGCGUACUCAGUGAACUUGGCUGCUGUGUCUUUGGUGGCCAUCGGCUGCACAGUCCAACAAUCUAGCUUCUAUGGUUUUGCUAGCAUGUUACCGAAGCAGUAUACCCAAGCGGUAAUGGCUGGAGAGAGUAUUGCAGGAUUUUUGGUAUCUUCCAAUCGUGUGGUCACAAAGAUGUUAAUACAAAAUGACCGACUAUCAACGGUGAUCUUCUUUCUCACUUCGACACUGUAUGUGCUACUCAGUUACGCAAUGCAUUUAUUCACUAUUAAUUCACCGUUUGUACGGUACCAUAUGAAGGCGUGUGCAAAGAUUGUACUCCGGCCUGAUGAAGAUCGACUGCAAAAUGACCUCGACGGUGACACGCCCAUUGCCAAAUACGGUGUAUUAACGCUGGAGCCCACUUCGCCGCCGGCAAAUGCGACAAAUAGCACAACAGGCGCACUGAGCUUCAGCAAUCCCGUUUAUGAGCUUUCCAAUCCAACGGCUGGUGAAAGUGUAAUAGAGGGACUCAAUAGUUUGCCGGAUAUGCCAAGCACUCCGCAAGAGCCCACUACGCCGACCACAGUGGCUUUCAAGGUAGAGCACGUACUGACGCCCGGUACUUGUACGCCCGGCAAGCUGAGCGAUCUGAAAAAUGGCUUUGUCUCACGUUGGACCGUCGCCCAAGCGAUCUAUCCAUACAUGGUGUGCAUCGCGCUGGCCUACUGCGUCACACUCUCGCUAUAUCCUGGCAUCGAAUCGGAGAUUAUUUCAUGCAGUCUCGGCACAUGGCUGCCAGUGCUGCUUAUGUUUACCUUCAAUACGGCGGACGUGAUUGGAAAACUGCUGGCUGCUCUGCCAUAUCCAUGGUCACGACGUCAGUUAAUAUUAAUGUCUGGUUUACGCAUCGUUUUGGUGCCGUUAUUGCUCUUGUGCUGUGCGCCGCGUCAUCAACCUGUCAUUUCUGGCGAGACAGCCGCUUUUAUUUUCACAAUCGGUUUGGGCGUUAGUAACGGUCUCGCUGGCAGUCUUCCAAUGAUGCUGGCGCCAGCCAAAGUACCCGGCACACUUAAAGAAGUGACCGGCAACAUGAUGACACUUUCGUAUAAUGUCGGCUUAACGACUGGUUCACUCAUCGGUUAUGUCUUUGAAUCCAUGCUGGGUGCACAGCUCACCAAUCCUUGUCCGACCUACCCGUACGCACCGGCCUCAAUGUUAGACCCAACCGGCGCGCAUGCGCAACUAAUCAGCACUACUAGCACGUCAAGCACCGCUGCACCCAUUUUGAACACGACAGCCGUUGCUGCGGCGCUGUUUACCACAACAGUUUCCACAUUAUUACCGACCACCGAAGCGAGCACAACCGCUUUGGCGACCACAACAGCAGCGGCAGCUGUGUCCACAACCAGCACAACGGUGGCGCCGCUGUUGCCCACGUUAAUAACGCCGACUACCGCCUUGGUGACCUCCACAGCGGCGGCGAUUUUGAGUUCGGUAGCGGGCACCAUCGACAAUGUAGUCUCCGCCGUUGUAAGCACAGUCUCAACGGCGGCUCUGGGCGACUUGACUGGCGAGACGAGCAUAAGCACCACAGAUCCCCAAACGCCAAUAGAGCUGAUGCAACAGAUUUAAACGGUUUGUGUGGCGGGUUUUAACAUGAUUGUGGAGCGAGACUGAAAGGUGUUUUAGUAAAGACCAAAAGUAUUUAAAAUGGCUUGAAAGGCGUUUUAGAGCUGCAAGAUCGCUAUAAUAUUUGACAAAUUUGCUGUGGUUUAUGAAGUAUUGUAAAUAGCUGCAUUAAGUGUUUGUAUUCAGGUCGAACAAUUUGUGGGUGUGUUAAGUUUUCUUUUUAUGUACAUAGACCUCGCUAUGUGUGCUUGACUGAGAUGGUGGUGGUCGUGUUUAUAAUGUGAAACUAGAAUUCUGACAUAAACGAAUUACAGAACUACACCCAUUUUAUUUCACAGAACCCAAAGCAUGAAACAAAGUUGUUACCAACAAUAAGCGGAAAAAGGUUUUAAAAAAGAGAUAAUACAUUUUACUCAUAGUACUUGCUGCUAACGGCAUGUCAUACUCAUAGCAAACAUAAAAUAAUAUACUCAUACUGAUAAUUAGCUUAUAUACAUAAAAACGUUCAUACUUAGAUACUGAUGAUUCCAAGUAACUGAAGUAAAAAAAACACAUUCGAGUAAGAAUUUGCGCCUAAAGGUAGGCCACGUAAAUUUAACCGAUUUUAAUAUUUUUUCGCAGUAACAAUAAGCUAAAGCCGAGGUCAACUUUUAAGCGCCAAGUGCGAGUAAAAUUCCGCACCUAUAGGUAGGCUACAAGGUUGCUUACUUUUAAGCGCCGAUUUUUUAACUCGACUAUGUGCGCUCGUAUUUCAAAGACUUGCUUGUUUGUUUUUAUGUACUCCUAAAAAUCACCCUAACUUAUACUCAGUUAUAAAUAAUAUAUGAAAAUUGAAGUAUUACGAAACCCGUAAAUCGCGUGCAAUUCAGUGGAUAUGUGCUAGAAACUAAAAACUAAAACCAAAACACUUAUAAAACGCGUUUAACUCAAAAAUCUAAAGGGCAGUUGGUACUUAAGUAAAUAUAAUAUAUUAAAAGACAGUGUGACGAAUACUUUUAGGCGUAUUACUAUGUUUUUCCAGCGUAACCAAAAGGGCUGAUAGAAAUCUAAAUUCUUAAAAUGACAUGAGAUAUAUUUUUAAUAUGUGCAUACAUAACUACAUACAUAAGAUUUAAAAAUAAAAGGGAAAUAACUAAAAUAAAAGAACCGACUUGAAGGUAUAGCAAUCGGAUUUGCCGAAAACUGCGUCAUAGUAACUAAAACCAAAUUUUUUGAAUUCUAUUAUUUGAAAUUUGCAGUUUCCGUUGCUUACAUUUUCCGUUUUGUGCCUUAUUCUCAAUAUUAAAUGUUUUUUUUUUGUGAUGCGUUGUUAAGGAGAUUUACUGCGCUGGGUUUCCAAAUUAUGCAAUACUAACGAAAAUAUUAAUAUUUAUUACUGAUCUUUUAAUUGAUCACUGAAGACUUUCUGAGAUUCUCACGUCACUAAGAAAAUCGUAGAGUACAUUUGAAAACUAUCUAUUUCCGAUCCCUCUCAUAGAAUAAUAAAAUCUUCAUUUAUCGUCAAAGCGAUUUGUGGCUGACUCAAUUCUGACGAGGCGACUUUUUAAGGAUCCAGGUAAUUCGUAAGAAUAACAGAAGAAAAGAGAUCCGAGAUGGUUAUGUUUGUCUUAUGGAUAUAUUGAUGACAUUCUUCAUCCCAAUUCUGUUUGUCAUGAAGUUGCUCGAUUCAGCUAAUAAUGAAGCUAAGCAAUUCUUCACUAGAUUUGAGCGAAUCUUGUCUAUUCUAGUUUCAAGUACUGAAAGGUUACAGUUAUUUAAGAAUAUUUGUUACAAGCAGUUGAGAUUUUCUUAGAAAACCCUAUACAUGAGAAAACAAGUAAUUUGUUGAAAGAAGGCUGAGCUUUGUCUGGAUUUAACUGAUUUUUGAGCGGGUCGAGUAUUUGUUUCGAGACGUCACACACUGGGCACUGAAGCUCCGCAUAUCAAACCCACUGUUAGUCUUAUGUAAAAUUAAGCCUUGUCUUGUCACAAAUUUCAAAUUAUUUCAGUUACCUAUUUCUUUUUUAUCACUUUUUCUUUUCAUAUAAUUAUUUUAUAAUAUUCAUCGCUAUUUUUUUAAAGAAACCUAGACUUGGUUAUCCUGUAGCAGCUCUAUAGUCUUUGGCAGCUCCUAAAAAGUAUCCCUAAAAUCAAAAGACAAGAAGAAAUUAUAAAAACUAUAUAGUUUCAUACAAGUACAUAUAUAGCAAAUGCAAAUGCAAAAACAAAAACAAAAAUGGCAACUGUUAUCAUUGUUCGUGAAAUAUGUAUAUUUGUUGUACGUACUCGUAUGUUAUCGUGAUUUUGUUUAAAUUUAUAAGUCGUAACACGAAAUGGCAAUGUGAAAUGUUUUGUGACUUUUUUGAUAAGCAAAAGCUAUGAAUAUUGUUUAUCGAUCGGUGGUAAUUAUAAUAUGAAUAUGCGGGAAGAUACAUUGUAAGUUAAUAGAAAUAUGAAUAAAGUGAA